Topomyia yanbarensis is the source of this 2599-nucleotide messenger RNA. RefSeq names its product GATOR complex protein WDR24 (gene Wdr24). The transcript is spliced from 3 exons. The record is from RefSeq and is a predicted model, not a curated record. NCBI's taxonomy places the organism in Eukaryota, Metazoa, Arthropoda, Insecta, Diptera, Culicidae. Gene Ontology annotation, molecular function: protein binding. Gene Ontology annotation, biological process: positive regulation of TOR signaling. The coding region runs from base 140 to 2545 and encodes 801 amino acids.
UGAAAUUUCAAUCAGCUGUUUAAAUUGUUUGUUAUCAGUUCUGUUUUGUCAUAACAAAAACUCCCAUAUGUUUUGCGGCCGAUUUUAGCACGGUUUAGUUUCUUGUAAUUUUUUAUAGUUUUUGCGAGAUUAAAUUACGAUGAACGACGAUCGGACGUGUUCGAUUCGAAUUUGUCAGGAUGGUCACGCAAAUGCCCUUGCGUUGAACCGGGAGUGCACCCAGAUUGCUGUAGCUGGAAGAAGUCUUCUGAAGGUGUUCUCCAUCGAAAACGAUGGCUUUACGGAAGUUUGCAAUAUGCGUGGUGGAAAAAAUCAAAACCUCAGUUACUCUUCGAAUGAUGUAGCCUGGAGUGCACUAGAUUCGAAUAUUUUAGCUACAGCAGCUACUAACGGAGUGGUUUCAGUGUGGGACUUGUCUAAGUUUGGUCGCCAAAAACAGCUGCUAGUUUACAACGAACACGAAAGAACCGCUCACUCGGUCGCCUUUCAUGGAGCGGAGGCAAAUUUGUUGAUUUCUGGCUCACAGGACGGUACGAUCAAAUGUUUUGAUUUGAGAUCAGACAAAACGGCUAUCAACACCUACUUUAGUAACUCUGAAAGUGUGAGAGAUGUCAAGUUUAGCCCACAUGCUCCAAACACGUUUGCUGCUGUUUCGGAAAACGGGACGGUUCAGUUGUGGGAUAUACGGAAGAACGAUCGUUGCACGUCUCAGUUUACGGCGCACAGUGGUCCAAUUUAUACGUGUGACUGGCAUCCUCAACAGCAGUGGCUUGCUACCGGAAGCAGGGAUAAGCAGAUAAAGAUUUGGAACACCAAUCCAAAAAAUUCGUCACUAGAGAAUCCAAAGAAUGUUUCAUUGGAGUAUAGUAUACAUACAAUAGCUGUUGUUGGUCGUGUUCGCUGGCGUCCGGACAAAAUGUAUCAUAUAGCAAGUUGUGCCCUUGUCGUAGAUUACAGUAUCUACAUAUGGGACGUUCGAAGACCGUUUAUUCCUUACGCUUCUUUCAAUGAACACUCAAACGUCACCACGGGAAUCGCUUUCAAAGGGAACGAUUCCCAUAUUCUGCUGUCUACCAGCAAAGAUUCUACUAUUUAUAAGCACGUAUUUAAAGACGCAGCCCGACCAGCCUUAAAAGCAAAUCCACAAGGAGCCAGUUUUAAUUUCAAAGGUGAUCUUCUCUAUGCCUACAAAAUGAAACUUGUAGGUCCUCCAACGCCUCCGCCAGUACAAAAAACGAGUAUAUUGGGAAGUAGGCAGAAAACACCCCCCUCUACAGACCAAUUUCAUCUGGCAAAGUCGAGUUUAUACCAUUUUUUAACAAAGUCGCCUGCUGCCAACUCUAAGGAUUUAACCAAAACGUCGUUAUUGAAGGAUUAUCAUGCUUUAAAAGGCUGUGCCAGAGAAUAUAUACUGACGGGGGCCUCUCUAGCAGAAAUAUGCGCUCACAAUUCUUCCAUUGCGAAAAAAUAUGGAAAGACAAAUGUUAGUUUUCUUUGGAACUUUAUCAGUCAGCUCUACGCGUAUAGUUCAAUUGCUAAUCUUAAAUUGGAACAGCGCAAUUCCAACGCCAGUCAGAGCCAUUCGAAUCGUUUAAUGGCUCAAAACUCCAAUCAAUCCAGCACUGGCAGGACAGAUGAUAAAGCUGGGAGCAAUCCAAAUCUCGGCAAUGUCAUUCAGGCAGUUAGUACUAAUGACGAUUUCCUGGAUUUUCUAAACCCGAAAAGCGAUACAGUCACCAAUCUUACCAGCAAAGGACAACUGCUCUCAGUUGAUAUUGAGCCAAACAGUUGUGAUUUUGUGUUUGGUGAAACAGAAUUAACGUUCGACAAUGUAAACUGCAUCAAAGGAUUUCGCGACGGAUUCCUUUACACAGGACCCCAUGAUUUAAUCAAAGAUUACACCUUUCCAUCGUCAAAUCUAAUGAAUGCCCACGAAUUACAUCAUGCACGUCCUAGGAAGGAACCUCGCUCCGAUAAUGCUUCCGAGCAUUCACCUCCACCAAAUCCUCCAUCGUUUUUGAAAAUAUCGGAAAGCAAUCCGAUUCAACCUCCACUGUGGGAACCUCAUCAAGUUCUUGCCGAUUGCUUGACUCUGCAGACGGAAAUCGGAGACGUUCAAACUUCGACCUGCAUAUUAAUCGCUCUUGGUGACCGCCGCCACAGUCUGCAGAUUGAUGAAAUCAUUCACGAAAAUUGGCUGCUCUCUUACAUCGAACUGCUUCAUCGCCACCAGUUGUGGAACGAAGCUACGCAAAUCAUUAAUCUUAGCUGGAUUCGAUCGGUGUCGGACAUGAACCAGCAGUCGACCACGAUGCACACAAACUGCGGGGACUGUGGCCGACCUUUGCUGAACGCGGCUGGAUGGUACUGCUCAAAGUGUCGAUCGGCACAAAGUUCGAAGUGCAGUGUUUGCAACGGUGUCGUGCGAGGCCUGUACGCUUGGUGUCAGGGUUGCUCUCAUGGUGGGCAUCUGAAGCACCUCAAGAGUUGGUUUGCGAACAACCCCAAAUGUCCCAAAUGUGGCCAUUUGUGCGAGUACGAGUAAGGUGAGAGAUUUUUUUUUAUCUAUACAACGAAAUUGUAAUAUACUGUCAAUUGC